AUGCCGUACAUCUGGCUAAUCACCGGCUGCUCGUCCGGCUUCGGUAGGGAGAUUGCCCUGGCCGCAGCCCAGGCUGGCGACACGGUCGUCGCCACGGCCAGAGAUGCAUCCAAGCUCGCCGACCUUAGCACGGAGGCGCAGGGCGAAGGCAAGAUCAUUACGAGGCGUCUUGACGUCCUGGCCAAAGACGAAGAGAUGAAGGCUACCAUUGACGAGAUUGUUGCCACUGUCGGAAGGCUUGAUAUACUUGUCAACAAUGCCGGAUACGUGCUGGAGGGUGCCAUCGAAGAGUGCAGCUACGAGGAAGUCGACGCGCAAUUCGCCACCAACGUCUUCGGGCAGCUCAACGUGCUGCGGGCGGCGGUGCCGCACAUGCGCUCGCAGCAGCAGCCGGCGGGCGGCGUCAUCGCCAACCUGGGGUCCAUCGGCGGGUGGCGCGGCACGCCGGCGGCGGGCGUCUACUGCGCGACCAAGGCGGCCAUCGCCGUCUACUCGCAGUCGCUGCGCGCCGAGCUGGCGCCCUUCGGCAUCGACGUCACCUGCGUCGAGCCGGGCUACUUCCGCACGCGCCUGCUCACCGGCGCCAACAAGACGGCCGCCCGCAACCGCAUCCCCGAGCUCGACGAGGCCACGCGCGCCACCCGCGAGGCCUUCGCCCGCGUCAGCGAGAGGCAGCCCGGCGACCCCGCAAAGGGCGCCAGGGUGCUGGUCGACGCCUUGACCAAGAGGGGCAGGUGCCGCGACAUGCCCCCGCUGCCGCCGCGUUUGGCCUUGGGGAGCGAUGCUGUGCAUGUCAUUGCCGGCGUGUUGGACGAGAGUAAGAGGGAUCUGGAGGCGUGGAGGGAUAUCGUGUCACAGACGGACUGUGACGAUGUUGCUGGUUGA
Messenger RNA from Lasiodiplodia theobromae, 885 nucleotides. Its product is annotated as 3-oxoacyl-(acyl-carrier-protein) reductase. The record is from RefSeq and is a predicted model, not a curated record. Lineage: Eukaryota; Fungi; Ascomycota; Dothideomycetes; Botryosphaeriales; Botryosphaeriaceae. Gene Ontology annotation, molecular function: oxidoreductase activity. The transcript is spliced from 2 exons. Bases 1 to 885 code for a protein of 294 amino acids.